AUGUCACCAACGACUUCUGAGCUACCAGCAACCACUGAUGAGCCAACAGCCACAGUUAUAGAAGCAACCAUAGUGUCACCAACGACCUCUGGGCAGCCAACGAUCACUGAUGAACCAACAACCACAGUUUUACAAGCAACCACAGUGUCACCAACGGCCUCUGGGCAACCAACCAUCACUGAUGAACGAACAACCAUAGUUUUACAGACAACCACUGUGUCACCAACAACCCUUGAACAAUCAAUAACCACAUUGUCACCAACCACUGAACGACUAACAACCCAGCUGCCACUAACCACUGUGUCACUAGCAACAACAGUUCUGCCAGCAACUAGUGUUGACCCAACAACAUCAUCACACACUAACACUGUACAAUCAACAGCAGAUUUACAAACAACAAUCACUGAACUAACUACCCGCGGCGUAUCACUAACCACAUGGCCAACCACUGAACAAAGAACAACCGGGGUGCUGUUAACAACCACUGUAACGCCAACCACCAAUGAUACAGCCUCCGGGUCACCAACAACAACCACCAAAGAACAAAAAAACACCUUGCCACCAACAACCAGUGACAAGUCAAUAACAACAGUACCACCAUCAACCGCUGACCAACCAACAGAGGUGCCGCUAACGACCACUGUAACACCAACUACUUUUAUACCAACAAAAGUAAAACCAACCACUGUAAAACCAACGGUGUCAUCAGUAACCUCUGAGCCAACUACCACACUACAAACAGCCAUCCAUGAACAAACAUCCCUACAACCAGAAACUACACAAAACACUUUAUCAGAAUUGCAACAAAGAAAAGCACAGUUACUUCAAGAAAUUGAAAGACUCGAGAACCAGAUUGCUGUCUCCAACGCCACUCUCACAGCUCUUCAAAAGACCAAUCAAGCCCUGCAACGAGUCAUUGAAGCCGUCGAGCAAGCCACUGGCAAUUCCGGAAGGAAGCGGCGAUCGCUUACUUACUCUAUCGAUCAAGAUGGCGACACUGUCACAGUCGAUCCAUAUUGUGAGGUAAAUGAGGACAAUGCCGUCACUGGCAACCCAACAGAUCUGCUUCUUACAAUGAUCGAUGAUCUCUCCACCAACUACAGAAGUCUGAUAAUUAAAACAGAUAUUAUUUCCAGUGAUCAUUGUGAAUACGUGUCUAGGUUUCAUGCCGGCUUUAAACAAGAUAAUGAUGUACAAGCUACAGAAAUGUUUGUUCCUCAUCUAGGGUGA
Molecule: messenger RNA, 1230 nt
Organism: Penaeus monodon (black tiger shrimp)
Lineage: Eukaryota; Metazoa; Arthropoda; Malacostraca; Decapoda; Penaeidae
Product: salivary glue protein Sgs-3-like
Exons: 2
Coding region: 1-1230 (409 amino acids)
Source: RefSeq, a predicted model, not a curated record